Meyerozyma guilliermondii ATCC 6260 is the source of this 657-nucleotide messenger RNA. It is a transcript of the gene CYP5, whose product is annotated as peptidylprolyl isomerase family protein. Gene Ontology annotation, cellular component: fungal-type vacuole; endoplasmic reticulum. NCBI's taxonomy places the organism in Eukaryota, Fungi, Ascomycota, Pichiomycetes, Serinales, Debaryomycetaceae. Gene Ontology annotation, biological process: protein folding; protein peptidyl-prolyl isomerization. Gene Ontology annotation, molecular function: peptidyl-prolyl cis-trans isomerase activity. The transcript has a single exon. The record is from RefSeq and is a predicted model, not a curated record. The coding region runs from base 1 to 657 and encodes 218 amino acids.
AUGCGUUCUGUCACUUUCAUUGCCGUUUUAAUCAGUAUCAUCUGGGUCCUUUUUGCCAAUGUUCAGGCAAAAUCCCCUCCACCUGAAAACCCACCUAUAACAGACAAAGUUUAUUUUGAAAUUGUCGAAGAUGACAAGCCAAUUGGAACAAUUACCAUCGGACUUUUUGGAACUGUUGUCCCCAAAACCGUCAAAAACUUUCGUGAAUUAGCUGCCUCUUCCGACUCUUCUUUUGGAUAUGUUGAUUCCAUUUUCCACCGUAUUAUUCCUCAGUUUAUGCUCCAGGGUGGCGAUUUUGAGACCGGUCAGGGAUAUGGCGGCAAAUCGAUUUACGGAGGAAAAUUCCCCGAUGAAAACUUUCAAUUGAAGCAUGACCGCAAGUACCGGUUAUCGAUGGCAAAUGCCGGCCGUGACACCAAUGGGUCACAAUUUUUUAUCACCACCGAAAAGACUUCGUGGUUGGACGGAAAACACGUUGUUUUUGGUGAGGUUCUUGAUGGAUUUGAUGUGGUUGAUUAUAUGGAAAAAGUCAAGACCAGCCGUGGCGACCGGCCAGUGAAGACGCUCAAGAUUGCCAAGUCGAGCGCAGAAACGGUGGAACCAGAAACUGAAAACGAAAAGGAAACUGAGAAGGAAAACGAAAAGGAUGAGUUGUAA